AUGACGGGCAUUUCUGUUCACGCAAGUGGACAAGGCACACCAAACGAUAUGGAAGGAAACCCUCUGUUUCAAGACGUCUUGUCACAGUUUCCAGCUCUCAACGGCCACACACAGCUCGUCAUUGGCUUCAGGCUCUCUCCCGAUUCUUCCAACACUGCUGUGGCUGACGAACUCAAACUCGCAAUGGAAAGCUUGGUCUGCCAGAUUCCCUGGCUCAACGGCCAAGUCGUCGAAAAGUAUGGCCUGCGUCUACCUGCACCCUGGCCAGCUGAUGGCCCGAAACACGAAAUAGUACGAACCAAAGACCGCAGCCAUCUGCUACCAACAAUGGCCCAGCUCCUCAAAGAAAAAGUACCCAUCUCGAAGUUGGAUGCUCAGAUCUUGUCGCCGUUUGCGGGCCUCAGCGCAGGUCAUACACUAGAGCCUCCAGUGCCUAUUCUCGCUUUGCAGGCCAACUUCAUCCAUGGAGGCUUACUGCUCACCCUCUGCCUUCACCAUGUUGUUAUGGAUGGGACUGCUUCUUUUCAGCUCAUACGCCAUCUUGCGACUGCCCUUCAAGGGAAAUUCAUCUCGCCCCAGGACCUUGUCGAGGCGAAUCGUGAUCGACGAUCUGUCAUGAGACUUCUCGCUCCUGGCGAACCUGCUAAAGACUACGGCGACUUACGUCGUCCGCCUGGGUUCAGUUACCCUGCGGUACUGUCACCCCCAACCUGGUGCUCUUUCAAGCUUCCCAUUGCUGCCGUCAACGGUUUGAUGAAGGCGACUCGGUCCCAAGGCUUGAGUCUCGUAUCGGAGAACGAUGUCAUUUGUGCUUUUUGCUGGCAGCGCAUUAGCACUGUCAGAUUAGGCAAAAUGUCCCCUGAGACAAUAUCCAAGUUCUCAAGGGCCAUCGACGGACGGAUAGCUGCGGGUGUUCCGUUCAGCUACAUGGGCCAUAUGGUGUACCACGCCAAUCUCAGACUCCCGAUCGGAUACAUCGCGUCUUCAAGCUUAGCAAGUAUCGCCGAGAAGCUGCGACACACGCUCGACUCGGUCAACAACGAGUGGACUUUACGAAGCUACGCGACUUUCAUUGCACGAGAGCCUGACAAGUCCAAUCUUCUGUAUGGGGGUAAAACAAACCCCAACACUGACUUGGGAGCUACUUCAGCUCUUGCUGGCACGGAUAUCUGGCCGAGCACCUUUGGAUCGACGCUUGGCCCAUCUCGUUUUAUGCGUCGGCCGCGAACAACUCCCAUUGUUGGAUCUAUAUCUAUGAGUCCGGCUGAAAGUGAUUUCAUACCCGUGACUUUAUGCUUGCCUGGUGAGGACAUGGAAGGAUUGAGGCGUGAUCAUGAAUGGAUGAGAUACACAAAGGUCAUCGGAUAA
Messenger RNA from Fusarium sp. VM40, 1368 nucleotides. Lineage: Eukaryota; Fungi; Ascomycota; Sordariomycetes; Hypocreales; Nectriaceae. The record is from the annotation of a GenBank genome assembly.